AUGGAGCCUGCGAGGGAUCCACCUUGGGCCGAGCAUGAGAAGCUGUAUCUGCUCGCCGAGAUAAUUAAGGCGGCGCCCGUUCCCUCGAGUGUGCUAUACGGCAUCAUCAGAGACGCUCAGAUCCAGCCCAAAUGGUCCGACAUUGCCCUACCUCACGGACGCUCGCUCCGCUCCUGUCAACAAGCCUUCGAUAACCUCGCGCCCAGCUAUCCAGGCGCGGACUAUAGACAGCGCCCUCCGCUACCUGCUCCUGUCGUGGGAUCCUAUCCCGGUCCUGAGGUUCCAAAGAAACGUCCGCUACAGCCUGAAACGUCCACUCCGAUUGGCCGCCUGCUGCAACCUCGGCCACCUCACUCCUACCCGGGCGAGUACACGAGCGGGCCAACCUAUGUGAUGUCGCCCGUUGCUGAGCCGUCAAACAAGAAGAAGCGGGGUCGGCCAACCAAAGCAGAGGCACAAGCAAGAGCAGACGCAGCGGCGGCGCGAGGAGAGGUCUACCCACCACCCAGGAAACAGAGGACGUCCCUCCCGUCUGUGGAGCCAUCACCACUACCGUCUGGUCGAAUGACACCUGGCCCAGCACCAAUGGUGUCCAUGGUAGCAACGACACCGCAGGUGCCUCACAUGGAGGUAGAAGAGGAGUCGUCAGGCAAGAGGAAGCGCCAAAAGCCCUCGCCAUUAGAGCUGGAGAGAGCGCCUAGAGGAGAAGGAGUAAUCGAUACAGAAUCACCCUCGUUAAUUGGAUCAGCGUCAGCGGAAGGCUUACGCCCGCCACUGUUUUCCCAGCAAUACACACCCGCAUCAGCAGCCCCAUUUUCAUCAACAGACCCGAGAGAUAGAGACCAAGACCGGGAUCGAGACCGCGACCGCGAUGUGCGGAUGGAAGGAGUCGAAGAUCCCCAACAACAACACAGAACCACCACCCCUCGCUCAUUCAAAGAUACCGUCGGCAUAUAA
Mytilinidion resinicola is the source of this 957-nucleotide messenger RNA. RefSeq lists its product as uncharacterized. Lineage: Eukaryota; Fungi; Ascomycota; Dothideomycetes; Mytilinidiales; Mytilinidiaceae. The record is from RefSeq and is a predicted model, not a curated record. The transcript has 3 exons. Bases 1 to 957 code for a protein of 318 amino acids.